AUGGAUUCUCAGAGCUUCUCACAGCCCUCAUUGUCUCCCACCGAUUUCUUCAAUGGCUUGGAGUUGACCACCCCCGUACAGCCAGGUCCCCGGAGCUACAAGUCGCGCAAGUACCGGCCAUGCGACUUCUGCAGAGCACGCCAGGUUGCGUGUAAAAUCGAUGUCGCCCCGCCUUGCCAGCUGUGUUCGUCCCAUGGCCGACAAUGUACCUUCGUGGAACGGCCAAAGAAGAAGAGACGGCCGAAUGCCUCGAACAGCAAUGGGGAAGCAGAGGUGUCGUCUGGAGCCUCAGGCUCUAUUAAACAACAACAGUACGAUGUCUCUGCGACCCAGUUAAGCCCGGGCUUCAUUGUACAGUACAGCAGCGAGCAGUCCUUCAAUGGCAUGAAUGAGCAUGAUGGAUUAGACGAUUCCCCAACCCAGAUACAGCCGCUUGGUCCCAACCAGGAUGCCGAACCGAUAUACAACAUGGACCCCUAUCUGCACAUGAUGCCAACUGGAGUACGGAUUAGACCCUUGGACUCGCAGUCCACUAAAUGUGCUCGGUUUAUCGGAGAGACUGGAGAGUCAAAUCCCUACCUACUACGGCAUUACCGCUAUGAUGAGAACGAUGAGUGUACCAUCUCCAAGUUGACAUAUCGACGAAUUAAGACUUCCUCGAGUCAGAACGCCAUGCCCGGGGAGAGAGGAGAGCCACCGGUUGUGUUCAUGCUCGCAGAUGACAGUUUGGCCCAGAAAGGAGAGCCUAGAGUUGAAGACGACGUUCUGGCUAAAGCCCGGUCAGACGUUGCAAACAUGUUCACGGAGCAAGAAGCUUUGAGAUUGAUUGGUCUUUUCUUUCGAUUUGUAUAUCCGUAUUUUCCUAUUCUCUCUAAAAGCGAAUUCUUCUCUACCGGAUCUCUCUCUCCGUCUCUUGUCCACACAUUGCCGCUCUCCUUGCUAUCGGCCAUGUAUGCCACAGCGUUACCAUUUAUGCUAUAUGACGAUCUCCUUGCUACGACCCUCGUCCAUUCACCACCUCCAGCACACCAACUCUUUCGUAUAUCUUGGCUUGCAGUAACCCAAGAACUUCACACUCCUCGUCUAGCAACUCUUCAGGCGUGUCUCCUCCUCUUGCAAAGGGCACCUACCAACCGCUACACCACCGACACACCUUGGAAAACUAGUCUUGUAGGUUGGACAGUGAGCAUAGCUCAAAUUCUUGGCCUAUCUCACGAAUGUGGUGAUUGGAGCAGCAUCCCCACCUGGGAGAUGUCUCUUCGAAAACGUCUGUGGUUCGGCGUCUUCAUUAUGGACAAGUGGGCAUCCCUUGGUGCCGGGAUGCCCAGUCACAUCCGGAAUGAGGACUGGGAUGUUCUCCCACUCACUGAGAACGACCUUGAACUACCAUUACCGUCUCUCGACCAGAACUCCAACGGCAUCCCGGGCUUCCUAGAUGCCGAAACGGAUAGCCAUCAUUUCCGCCUCCUGGCUGAACUCACGAUGAUAUUGAGCGAUAUCAUGGAUUCCUACUACUCGCUGCGAGCCACUCGGCAGACGUCGAGGGAUUUUACACUCUCUUUGGAUCUGGCGCGGCCUCUGCGAUCACGAUUAAAAGCGUGGAACGACUCGUUACCACCGGCAUUCGCUCUCCGACAGCCGGAACGUGUGGAUUCAAGAGGCAUGGCUUGUCUGAGCGGGAAUCCAUCUCUCUCAUUAGCCUACAUUGUCGCGACCAUGACCUUAUUCCGGGCUCUCUUACGACCACUAGAGAACCUCACCAGUGUAGUAGAAGAAGACCACGGUAUCGUGGGCAGCGGCCAGGCCGUGCGAGCAGGAGCCAAAGAAUGCGCCAAAGAAGUCGUUGAAUUCGUAGAGAAUCUCGGCCGAGGCGCGUUGGAUGCCUUCUGGCAUUCUUGGUCACGGGCGAACUUCGCUAUAGCCUCAUCCUUCCUUAUGCAGCUGUUAUUGACCUCAGAGAGCGAGGCGGAGUCUAAUGAGAUUAAUGAUUUGGUAGGGCGCUGGAGAUGGGCCAUGCGCAUUGGGAGCGGGAGUACUGGGAAUGGGCUUAUGAGUUUGGGACUUCUUAGACUGGAUGGUCUUUUAUUAGAAAAUGGCACGGUUCAGCCUAAUCAAUAA
Amorphotheca resinae ATCC 22711 is the source of this 2118-nucleotide messenger RNA. RefSeq lists its product as hypothetical. Bases 1 to 2118 code for a protein of 705 amino acids. Gene Ontology annotation, biological process: DNA-templated transcription. Gene Ontology annotation, cellular component: nucleus. The transcript has 3 exons. Gene Ontology annotation, molecular function: DNA binding; zinc ion binding; DNA-binding transcription factor activity, RNA polymerase II-specific. Lineage: Eukaryota; Fungi; Ascomycota; Leotiomycetes; Helotiales; Amorphothecaceae. The record is from RefSeq and is a predicted model, not a curated record.